Messenger RNA from Fomitopsis serialis, 1821 nucleotides. RefSeq lists its product as uncharacterized. The coding region runs from base 122 to 1666 and encodes 514 amino acids. The record is from RefSeq and is a predicted model, not a curated record. The transcript has 4 exons. Lineage: Eukaryota; Fungi; Basidiomycota; Agaricomycetes; Polyporales; Fomitopsidaceae.
CUUUUCAAUGUGCGCAACUGCACGGCAUAACUUGCUGUGGUCCAGAAGGCAGAUCCGUUCAUGUUCUACUCUUCAGCACCACAGCCGUACAGCCGAGAUCUUUCAUUCAUUCGUCCUGAAGAUGACAACCACAACACCCACUAUGGCUCAUCGAGCUCUCCUUGCACAGCUAGCUCGUACGUGUAGGAAGUUCUCGCGAUACGCGCUGCCAGCGUUGUGGAGACAUUUACCAUCUCUGAGGCCGCUGCUAUCCCUUCUUGCGCCGCUGCGAUGUCGACCCAUACUAGGGGACGAACUGCCGAUCGGACACCGUGGGUGGCACGGCCUUGAAGUUCCUGAGCGCGGCACAGACUACUCUUGGGCGUUUGACGAAGCGAUUACACCUGAUGGCAAUCUACGAUUCAACCAUUACGCCAGCUUUGUGCGCGUACUCAACAUCCACCGAUUCCCGCCACUCAACCCCUCCGUGUUCGAUCAUCUAAAGGAUGCGGGUUUACAUUGUCCACUUCUUCCUGAUAUUAGGGAGCUUAAUUGCGAACACACUCCGUUCACGGCAAUCGCUGCGAAGUGGGUCGUAGGGCCAUCGUUGCUCUCCGAUUCGUCGAUGUACAUGCCGUCCCUACCCUUAGGAUCUCGACCACGGGAGAGUACCACCGAUGGCACAAUGCUGGAGUUGGAUACGCUGGUCACCCACCUCCAAUCUUCAUCGCCGAAUAUCGAAACUCUGAGGGUGAUCGAUCAGCCAUCCCACUGGGAUUUGCAUUCCAUCCUCGCUUUCACGAACCUCCGUAUCGUGGACAUCUCAGUCUGGCAUAACUGCGAUACCGAUAUCCUGCGGUCCCUCGCCACAUUCCCGCAUCUACACACGCUUCGGCUCUCUGUGGUCGCCUUUCUCGGCGAGUCUACGCCUCUCCCAGGUGGCUUCGCGUAUCUGGAGUGUCUGGCCAUUUCUGGCAACCAAGAGGCCAUCGCUCGGGCGGCGGAGAUGAUCGUCCCUCCUCGAUUGUGCACUCUGUGGAUUUCGGGAAAGUUUGAUUACAGAGAAGUCAUGCACAGAACCCUCUAUCCUCUCUGCAAUCGCUACUCCAGCACACUCACGGAAGUUCACCUGGAGUGCGCCGAACUAUAUGGGCUCAACCUCAUGGAGAUAUUGGAUCCACUUCUCCCAGUGUUCAACCUACGUGUGUGCAUGCUGUCCGCCGCCUUGGGGAGGGUUUCCUUCACGGACGCGGACUUGAUGGUGCUGGCAGCGCGAUGGCCAGCGCUGUCCGUUUUCAGUGUCCUGUGCAAGUGGUACCGAGCGCUGCCUACAUUGCGAGGCAUCGCGGAAUUUGCGGACGCCUGUCCUUCUCUAACGCAGGUCAGCCUGGAGUACGUCGCAUGGCCACUUAUCAUCCCUGAAGCCGAAGGAGAGCGCCGCCAUCGUAGGAAUAAGCUGAAGCUCUUGUCGGUCCGUCAAGCAGCCGAUCUCAGGGACAUUGGUGACAAUGGUAGUACGGACCUUUCCAGGGUGGCACAUGUCAUGGAUCUCCUGUUUCCUGCCUUGGAUAUCCAGUCGUCAAAGGCAAUGAUUCGCCCAGACGGCUGGGCGUCGUUUUGGACGAAGGUCUUCGAUGAGACUGGAAAAGUGCAGAAGACUCGCCGGGUUAUUGAAUGCUAUGACUGACUCCGAAGGCUAUCCUGACCGUUUUGUCAAAUAAAUGGUAGUAGAGAUGACGAAGGUCGCAUCAGUACAGUUGUUUCAAGGUAUUGUAGUACUCGCGUGGACGAUGGUUACGCUGCUUUCCUCUUCAAUAUAUGAGGAGGCUACCUACAUCCUGC